UGAAUGCAUAUUAUUCGAACUUAAGAUUCGUUUCAUAUUUUGUUAACAAAACAAUUUUAAAUCAAUAUGUUUACAUUAUUGGUAUGUAAAUAAGUUUGUAAAUAAUAUAUGUUUAUGUUUCGUAAACAAUUGAGAAACAGGAAGAGAAUACCGGCAAGAUUUUGAUCAAUAACGGUUAGGUCGAGUUGCACCAUUUCCAUUCAGAUAGGCGUGCUGUCAUGAGUGUAAUUGCGUUCUAAAUUUAGAUUAUAUUUGUAAGUAGGAAAAUAUUUUUUAAAAUGUGAACGUAUUCGACAGUGCUAGAUGUGUUGAUAUUGUUCAUAAGAUUUAAAUUAGGAUAAUGUAAAGGAUAUACGGUAUCAGUGUACAGUGAAUAUGCAUCUUCUCUUUAUUGUGAUAUGGUGUUUAUUAGGUCUGAUGCCGGAUUAUGUUGAAAUGAGCUGUUAUAAUCCACCUUCAGAGCUGUGUACCAAUGAUAUGGUAGAAAUCCCAAGUUUGGAAACUAGAGAUCCGUCAGUCAUGACCACUAACGAAACUUCUCACUGGACAUUCUGUGAUGUGUAUUCGAUCGACACAAAUACAUGGUACAAAAGUGGAAUCCCUAUGACCACGCUAUGUCCUUCAAUGUAUAUGUGUGGAGCAAAGUUUCCUAUUUGGAUGAACGGUGAGAAUCCAAGUCCCGGAGAUGGGUUAGUGAACAGGACAUCCUGUUGUGUACGUACCUACAGGAUGACCGCUGUCAAUU
This is a messenger RNA of Ruditapes philippinarum (Manila clam), 745 nucleotides long. Its product is annotated as pancreatic secretory granule membrane major glycoprotein GP2-like. The annotation marks the transcript as partial. The transcript is spliced from 4 exons. The record is from RefSeq and is a predicted model, not a curated record. NCBI's taxonomy places the organism in Eukaryota, Metazoa, Mollusca, Bivalvia, Venerida, Veneridae.